This is a messenger RNA of Ogataea haglerorum, 1131 nucleotides long. RefSeq lists its product as uncharacterized. The record is from RefSeq and is a predicted model, not a curated record. The coding region runs from base 1 to 1131 and encodes 376 amino acids. The transcript is spliced from 2 exons. Gene Ontology annotation, cellular component: GINS complex; nucleus. Gene Ontology annotation, biological process: DNA replication; double-strand break repair via break-induced replication. NCBI's taxonomy places the organism in Eukaryota, Fungi, Ascomycota, Pichiomycetes, Pichiales, Pichiaceae.
AUGCCUACCAGACCUGUUCCUGCCCCGAGCUCGAGUAUCGGCUCGUCCAGCUUCGGAAAAUUAACCAGCCGUCGGGCGAGCAUGAGCGACGAUCCCCAUGUCUUCAGUCCAAGGUUAUCGCUUGUCAGUGCUGGCUCGUGUAGACAGAUUGGAGGCAGUCCGUCUACUGUGAUUUUCCGCGUAAAACCUGGUGCGGCCGUCCGCCCGGAGUUUUCUGAGAUGAUUGUCGAGGCCAGCGCCCACACUUCCUCGCGGUCGGCUGCGUCCAUCCACGAAAGCGGACAUCCGCAAAUGCCAGUGAGAUACGACACUAUAUCGUUUGUUGGCAGUGCAGCCAGAUCUGAAAAAUUGGCGUACAGCAGUGGGCAGUGGGUGCGGAGCCACGCCUCUGCAGCGGCGAAACUAGCCGGAUGUUCUCGCUUGACCGUCUCUAUGGAUCGCGUUUGCGGACUUUGUCCGAAAUUGCAAAUGUCGUCUGAUUUGAGCAGAUACAGGACUGUCUUGAGAACACAAGCGGGUGGCCGCGCGCCUAUUUGCGGCAGGUCCAUGACGUGCAGUGCUGGCAGAUGCGACUUCUCCUCUGGCACGUCCUGGCGCACUGGCUCGGUUUCGACGUAUUGCUUGGGCGACAAAAAGUCUAGGGGAGAGCAGAUCCCGCUCUGGCUCGCAACGUUGCUCAAAAAGCAGGAGAAAUGCAACAUCGUGGUGCCCGAGUGGCUGUCCGUGGAGUAUCUGCGUGUGCGCUAUGACGAGGAGAUCAAGUAUCCGAGCAAGUUUUCGAAUCUGCCAUGGCACUGGCUGCCCAUAGCGAAAAAACUGCUCGACUACGCGUCCGACGACUUUAUCGACCCGCCGCACGAGAUCCGGUCCCUGCUCCAGGACUUGCGCGAAGUCCGGCUCGUCAAGGCCAGAAAGGGAAUUCGGGAGCUCAAUCAUGUGUACAUCCAGCUGGACGGGCUUUCGCUGAUGGAGAUCAACGAAAUACGGCCCUUUAUUUUAGAGGUGAUGGAUCAGCUACGGAAGAUGAACGACAGUCUCAAAGUUAAAUCCGAGGACGAAACGCCACGCCAGGCAGCCGCACAGAUGGACCGCGACGACGACAGCGACGACGAUAUUUAUCAGAAAGAGUAA